AUGCCUCUCGGGUGGAAUUGCAAAUGGAGCGUGACCCGGGGGGCUCUGCGGCACAUCGCAAGGGCUUCGUCCCUCCCCCUGAGUGCUACCUCCAGACCGCCUCGAAAGCUUACAAACUCGUUGAGCGGCGUGGGACAGGGAAUGUCAUUUCUGACUAAACGGGACGAUCUCAUGAUUUCACCCACACAACCUGUGACGGCGCGCCUUUUGGAGACUGGGGGGUCGCUGUUUGAGGAGAUGAACCCUGUUCGGGACGAAGGAAGACCGGACUCGUCGGGCAGCUUUGUGGGAUUCCCUCUGAGUGAGGGGGUCGUUGUGGUGAACUAGUUUGCGGGAUGGUGCCUGCGGCAGGCAAAGGCGCUUCGCCCGCCAGCGCCCCAGAAGCAUGCCAUAAUCCGCAGACCGCCGCUUCGGGCGGAGUACAUUUGCAAAUAACAGCGGUGAUAAUGCCACUUGGGCGGCCAGCGCCGGGAAAUUUUGAUCGAGAACAGCCUAGAGGGCACGUGACGGGCUAUGACGGGCGAUGACGGCACCCUGCAUGGAUAUGGCUUUCUCCACACGGCCGGCAACGAGCAGGCCUCGCAGCGUUUUCUUCAGCGCAGCCAGCCAAGCAGCACCGUUGGCCUGCUUCCCUGCCCAGCCCGGGCGCAUGGGUCACGGAGCUCGAGCCUUUCGGGCGACUCUUGGGGUGAGAAUGCCCCUCCAUGUAUGCAUAAAAUCGGGCUUAUGGCCGUUGAUUCCAAUUGCAUCCAGGACGGAGCGCGCGCUUUGACGGCGUUGCUCAAAUGCCUGUAGGCACUGUUGCUGCGAGUUGUUCCUCGUCUGCUGCCGAGAGCUUUGUGUGGAAUCAUGUCACUGAGAUAAGGGUGGAAGGGCUACAGCGAUGCCAUUGAGUUCCCAUUUCGUGAUGGCUGAUGGCCCAGCUGGUGCGGGAUAAAAUUGAACUUGACUACGGAGCACUCUGCAUAGAGCCAAGGUGCUUUAGCUGCGACGCGUAGCUUACUAUUGUUCCAUUGCUCUGGCUUGUGAACCCUCAUCAGCCUAAUAAUAAUAACUGGGGAAAAGAUUGGGUC
This is a messenger RNA of Coccidioides immitis RS, 1073 nucleotides long. RefSeq lists its product as uncharacterized. Bases 1 to 327 code for a protein of 108 amino acids. Lineage: Eukaryota; Fungi; Ascomycota; Eurotiomycetes; Onygenales; Onygenaceae. The record is from RefSeq and is a predicted model, not a curated record. The transcript is spliced from 3 exons.